Messenger RNA from Parnassius apollo (apollo), 693 nucleotides. NCBI's taxonomy places the organism in Eukaryota, Metazoa, Arthropoda, Insecta, Lepidoptera, Papilionidae. The record is from the annotation of a GenBank genome assembly.
AUGUUUUCGAAACUUUUAAUAUUUAUAUGUGUCACGAUAGUUUCAGCACGCAACGUUUACUACGAGCAGUUGAAUCCUAUAUCUAGUCAAAUACGUAGAGUACCUUCUUACAAUAAUGAAAGAAUAGAAAAUCUAAAUGAACCUGAAACUGCAAGAAAUAUUCAACUAAGGCCUAUCAACUAUGAUCCCAAAACUGUUGUUGAUACUGCACCAGUGUAUGAUAAUCGAAGGGAAAAUGAAUUCCCUGAACGAUUGUUUACAAAUGUUAGAAACGACCAACAAAACAAAAAUAUAAAAUGUAUAGAAAGGUUGAAUCAUGAAGAAAAACCAGAACUUAUAAUCAUACACGAGAAAGUGAAUUAUGAAAAAACACCACCAUUCACAAACAAGAGAAGACCAGAAAUGGAUGACACGAUAAACUCGACGGCGAUGCAAACAAGGAAGAAUAUGAGACCUACAACAUACCCUACGGUAACACACGGAAGCAAAGAAUUACCUCAUACAUUAGAUGGGCGACCUCGGGCAAGGACGAAAGAUAAUCAAUCAAAUCUCUACGAAAACAGUUCACUCGAUAUCAAUACAUUAGAAACGACUACAUUAGGAAUUGAACUUGAAGAUAGAGUAGCAUUUGAAGGUGAUAAAUGUGCGACAGGCUUUGUAAAAGUAUAUGGAAAGUGUGUUAAAGAACAAUGA